AUGGACGGCCACAGCAAUGUCUCACUCUCUCACGGUGACACUACACUGGGCUCGCUGGAGUACAAGGUGGUCUCAGCGUUCCUGGUGCUCCUGGUGUGCACCGUGGGCAUUGUGGGUAAUGUCAUGGUGGUCCUGGUGGUGCUGACGUCACGUGACAUGCACACACCCACCAACUGCUACCUGGUCAGCCUGGCUCUGGCUGACCUCAUUGUGCUGCUGGCUGCGGGGCUGCCCAAUGUCUCUGGCAGCCUGGUGGGGCACUGGAUCGAUGGCCAUGCUGGCUGCGUGGGCAUCCCCGACUUCCAGCACCUAGGCAUCCAUGUCUCCUCCUACUUCAUCCUGGCCUUCACUGCAGAGAGAUACAUCGUCAUUUGUCACCCAAUGAGAGCACAGACCAUGUGCACUGUGGCCCGGGCCAAACGGGUCAUCGCAGGCAUUUGGGGGGUCACGUCCCUCUAUUGCCUACUCUGGUUCUUCCUGGUGGACCUCAAUGUCCGCGACAACCGGCGCCUGGAAUGUGGCUACAAGGUGUCCCGAGGCCUCUACCUGCCCAUCUACCUGCUGGACUUCACCAUCUUCUUCAUCACGCCCUUGCUGGGAACCAUCAUGCUCUAUGGAUUCAUUGGGAAGAUCUUAUUUCAGAGCCCGUUGUCCCAGGAGGCCUGGCAGAAGGAGAGGCAGUCCCAUGGGCAGACCGAGGGUGCACCGAGCAACUGCUCUAGGUCCAAGAGCGCCACGUCCUCCAGGAAUCAGGCCACCAGGAUGCUGGCUGUGGUUGUGUUACUUUUUGCAGUGCUGUGGACCCCCUACCGCACUUUGGCCCCGCUCAACUCCUUCCUGGCCCAGCCUUUCCUGGACCCUUGGGUCCUACUGUUCUGCCGCACCUGUGUCUACACCAACAGCGCUGUCAACCCUGUCAUCUACAGUCUCAUGUCGCAGAAGUUCAGGGCGGCCUUCCUGAAACUGUGCUGGUGCAGGGCCCUGCCCAGGAGACUUCCCAAGGAGCUGAGAAGAUGCAGCGGGGCUCCGGCGAGGUCUCAGGUCUGA
Molecule: messenger RNA, 1047 nt
Organism: Apodemus sylvaticus (European woodmouse)
Lineage: Eukaryota; Metazoa; Chordata; Mammalia; Rodentia; Muridae
Product: thyrotropin-releasing hormone receptor-like
Exons: 3
Coding region: 1-1047 (348 amino acids)
Biological process (GO): phospholipase C-activating G protein-coupled receptor signaling pathway
Cellular component (GO): membrane
Molecular function (GO): thyrotropin-releasing hormone receptor activity
Source: RefSeq, a predicted model, not a curated record